Cladophialophora yegresii CBS 114405 is the source of this 549-nucleotide messenger RNA. RefSeq lists its product as uncharacterized. Bases 1 to 549 code for a protein of 182 amino acids. The record is from RefSeq and is a predicted model, not a curated record. NCBI's taxonomy places the organism in Eukaryota, Fungi, Ascomycota, Eurotiomycetes, Chaetothyriales, Herpotrichiellaceae. The transcript has a single exon.
AUGGCAGCAACUAGUGCUCCAUCGCCUCGUCCUGCUCCUGUUUCCCCUGCUGCUCACCCUGUCAUUUCGCUCGAUCCGGCUUUCCAAGCCUACGUGUUGGGCCAGAUUGAGGGCAUCCUGGUCGCCUCGACCAACGGGGUCCUCUUGCACUCUGGCAAGAUGGGACGGCUGGACCGGGGUGUCGUCGAGCAGGUCGCUGCCGACUGGCAGGAGGCCGGGCGUACCCCGGUCGUCGAUUUCAUGUACGACUGCCAGACACAACGGCAGCUGUUCCUCCGCCACGCGGCGACGGUCAAGUUCAACAACCUGGACAACGACCGCUUCGCCCAUGCGCUGGAGCUGUGGUCGGCCCUCGUUGCGGCGCUCUCCCCCCGUGUCCUUUGUUUGACCGACAUGGUCAUCCUGGGACAUGUCUACGCCUUACCCGAGGUGCUCAGGAUGCUUCGUGCUCCUGAAGCCACCCGGGUGGCUGCGCGGGACCUGGGGCGGAGAGUCGCUGCCGAGGUCGACAGCAGGAAGGCCGCUGUGGCCAAUAUGGCCGGGAUCUGA